CUCGCGGUUUCAGGCGGAAGCUUUGGGCGCGUCAAACGAGUAAUCGUAGCUCGUAGCCAUAAUUUGAUCAUUCAUAAUUAUCACUAUUGUCAGUUUCAAGGACUCUAAAGAUGCAGCCUACGAUGAUGCCGCGCUAAGUGCAACGAGGCGGUUAGUUUCUGAGUAUUGUAUCAGUACAAUAAUGCGCCGUAUAUGUUUGUUUUACGCAUUGACGACAAUAUUCGUACGUGAUUACGAGAACUACGCGUAACUGAUAUCAACUUGCGUAGCUCGGGUGUCGAGUAUAACUCGAUGAAAGAAGCCAAAUCGAUCCUGAUAAGAAAUAACCUGUCAAAUACGCCCUGGAACAAAUCCGUCGAAUUUAGCAGUAGUCUUUUUGUUCGAAAUGCGCGUUCACUGAUAUCGUCUUAGUUAUGACAGGGUGUCGUACAAAUCACAGAUGAUGGAGUUACAGGAGGCACGACCUCUGAUAAGAGACUCUGACCUAACCCUUCAACCUCGCACUGCUCCACGUUACAAAGUCUGGCUUCCCCUUGCUACACAACAGCUCCGACUCAGGAACUUGAUACAAGUUAUCGGUUACAAUUUGAAAGUUGAGGAUUCGACUGACGCCAAAGGAUGGUUUUACUAUACUCUUCAUCGCACAAACAUGUCGUCGCCGUUAUACUCGAGCGAGCCGAUCGACAAUACCUGUCCAAAAUGGGCCAGCUUAGAUGUUCCCGUACUCCAUGCUACAGGACACUCAGCUGCGAGCGAUAUAGUUCUCAGACUGUGGAGGAAAACUGAUGUGCAAGGCACGAGUACCGAUGUGACUAUACUAGCAUGUCGGUUGUCGCUUACGGGUCUGGUGUACCUGGGAACAAAACUUCCAAGUAACUUGGAUAGUUGUCUGAAAGAUAAUUCGUUAAUAUUUCACCUUCAAGGCGGGUAUUUUACACCGCCAUGCUGCUGCCUGAAUCCCCCAGAAUUAAAGCGCUACAUCGGCAUGAGUGUCCAAACUGUAGACGUGAGGGAUAGCUACACGGUUAACAAGUUAUGCAGCUUAAGAAGUAAGAUGCAGGCGCUGAAGCAGCAGUCAGAAGCUGCACGAGCACUGAGGGAUAGAAUUGCACUUGGGUACGAAUCUCAAAACCAGGUGGUCUAUCCUCAGUCUACGCUCAACAGGCUAUUGCAACCAAAACAAGCCAGCAGAAAGAAGAGAGCUGAAAGUCUGAGAAUAAGGAAAGAGCUGGAAGUCGCCAGAUUCAGAACGAAACUAUUGGAUCAGGAAAGGAUAAAAAAAGUCGGAGAGAUAAGGACCCUGAACCAGGUGCAUGCCAGCAUAGUAGAGGAGAACCAAGAUCACGGUUCAGAACUAAUGGAAAAGUACAGGGAGUUGAACAGAGAUAUUGAACGACUCCGCGAGUGGCGCCAAAGUCAGACGGAAAUUAGAGAAGCUUAUGCAUAUACGACAACGCGGCUUGCUCACCGUCGAAUGCAGCUGAUAUCGGAACUCGGCCUCAUCUAUCCCAUAUCUCGACUAGAGGAUGAUAGAUACACGAUAAACAACGUCCACCUACCAGAUAGCGAGGAGCUGGAUUCCUGCAAAGAUACUCAAGUAGCUGUGGCUCUCGGAUCAGUUGCUCAUACAACGCAAAUGAUCGCCAACUUCCUGAACAUCCCUACAAGAUAUCCGAUUAUUCACUGCGCAUCCAGGAGUAAAGUCAUUGACCACAUCACGGAAAACAUACCUGAUAAAGACAGACAGUUUCCGUUGUUUUCUCGAGGGAAAGACAAGCUGCAGUUCCAUUACGCAGUUUACUUGUUGAAUAAGAAUAUAGCCCAGCUCAGAUGGUACUGUGGACUUCCUACUGUAGAUCUUCGAGCUACCCUUCCUAAUCUUGCAUCGUUAAUCAGUAUAAAGCCGAAUCAACCCUUGGACGGGUCGAAGCGAACGUUUUCAGGGUCAUCGUUAGAUACAGAUCACAGUAGCACAGGAAAAUACAAAUCUCAGGCACCGCCACAACCACUGUCGACGCAUCUGCCUAUUCAGAAAGUAAUAUUUGAGAAGUGUAAGCAAUCGCGAUCAAUCGGUCGAUCUAAGAGCUCCAGGUGCUCACUGGGGGCAUCCUUAGACCAAGGAUUGGAUAAUCAAGCACAGUCAACAACUCUCGGUAACAAUACUAAGCGAAUUUGCAAGUCUGAGGAGGAGGCAAUCGAUGACAUGGCUUUAUCUUUAUCGUCAAAUAUUCCCACAGACGGCAGUGGUGAGACCAUAGGUCCUUUCACAGCCAAAAGCAAUGAUAUCGUAAACCGAACUCAAUUUGAACAGGGCCAAGAUCCUUUACCAAGAGAAGCUGUUGCUCCCGUUCUAGUUCCGUUAGAAAGCAAUAUAGAAAUCACUGUACCAAUAUCGGUAACAGAGAGAAACUCCAAUUCUGGAUUGGAUCCAGUUGAAAAUUCUAGACACCGGAGUUCAAACUCUGUAAGCAGCUGUGAAAUGGCGCUUUGUAUCGGACAGCUGGAUGGUGAUGAAUCUAAGUGUGACUUGGAUGGCGACGAGGAAACGUUUGUACACAUUGAACGGAUGGGCUUACGCGAUGAAGUGGAUGUGGCAACAAGUAGUACAAAUGGUUCCAGUACGGAAAUAGAAGAGAGACAUUUGGAAGUUGAUAAAAACAGCGUAUCGACAGAACGAGAUCAACGAUCCGCCAAAGAUGAGUCUAAACCUGUACCAACGGCGCUUGACUCGUGCUUUUUUAUGGACGAUGCUAUGGAGUAUGCCAGUAGAAUUCGGGAACAGAAACAACGAGCGGGUUCAGUUUGUAGUUUUCCAGAAGAAUAUUUAAUAACGGAGAAAAUUCCGCGACGAAAGAGAUACGAGUCCGAAUCAAGGGACGAAGGCCUGGAGACGCAAAGAUUUCUCGAAAAUUGGCGCAACAGUGAGUCCACAGCGCACUGCUCAGACGAGCAGCUGCCACAUCACCAGUACAAUUCAGUUCCAACUAAUGAAUCGCUGGUGUCGAUGCCGCCGACGGUAUUGAAGUCCUCGAGAGAUAACACGGAGCCCGAUGACUCGCGAACAUCAUCGGAAUACAUCAAUUCGAUUAGAAGGAGUUCCGAAAAUGUUUUCGCACGAACUGAGGCAUUGGCCAACAAACGUACCAGUUUCAAAGUAAUGAGACCACGCCAAUAGGAAACUCGGAAAGUACUGAACGCGAAUCGGGUGAGAAAGAUCAGAUAACGUACUCGGAAUUUUUGCAAAACCACCCUUUUCAAAGAGUAAUCUUUCAUACAAAUUGUAGACACGCUCUCGCCAUUGAACGAAUCUGUGCCAGGAAGGGGAAAAAGGAUAUAGAAGCGUUUGGCACAACGAAACUCAAUAACAAUCUGUGAUACAAUGAAUAGCAAAGUUUGAGUUACGAUUAGGGGUAUUUGCUAUUUUUGAAGGGAAUGCUAGAAGAGGAUUUACAAAUCGAGGAAUAAUGCCUUGCUAUAUUUAAUAAGUAUGAGCAUCACAGCAAGCUUUGCACGUUGAAACGACUUCUUACACUGAAUAUAAAUUUUUCAAUGGGAUUUUCACGACGCUGCCCUGCCCCUUGCGAAGGACGUCUCUGUGUAAUGAAAUACGUACUUUGAUUUAAAUUUAACCUGAAAUUCCGUACUGAGGUAAAUCUCUGUAGCCUGAACCUCGCCAGAGAACCUCACUCUCGAUACAGAGAGGACCUGCAAUGUAUUUAUUAGAAUGUAAGAUCGAUUAUUGAUUUAACAGUUGCAUUACCAUAUUAUGUGUACAUUAUAGAAUAAUGAAGUUAGUUUAUUAGAGAA
Messenger RNA from Diprion similis, 3807 nucleotides. RefSeq names its product UV radiation resistance-associated gene protein (gene Uvrag). Gene Ontology annotation, molecular function: SNARE binding. The coding region runs from base 440 to 3175 and encodes 911 amino acids. Gene Ontology annotation, cellular component: endosome; lytic vacuole. NCBI's taxonomy places the organism in Eukaryota, Metazoa, Arthropoda, Insecta, Hymenoptera, Diprionidae. The record is from RefSeq and is a predicted model, not a curated record. The transcript has 9 exons. Gene Ontology annotation, biological process: SNARE complex assembly.